GAGAGGAUGCUGAGGCCUGACAUUCCGUCGACACAUACAUCAUUUAUCCCGGGCUGCUGCUGCUGCUGCUGAUGGGCUGGUCGCGGCCAUGGCGGCGCCCUUUGCCUGUUUCAGCGAGGAGUGGCGAGGUCCGGACGAAUUCGGGACGAUGUCGGACGCAGUCAUUCAUAAGGGAUGUGUGGACGGGAAAGUCGAGGGACCCCCGGAGGUCUCGGAGGACCUCCGCGAAAUACACAACGGCGGUACGGCCGCUUUCAGGUCCGUGGAGGACCUGGUGAAGGAUUUCGACGAGAAGUUAUCCGCGUUCUUCCGACACCGAAACGCCACAGAGACGGACACCGUCCCGCCUGGAAACGCCAUCAGCGAGGAAACGCUGUUGAAAAAAGACGAAAUCUGGAAUGCUUUAACCGACAACUAUGGAAAUGUGAUGCCGGUAGAUUGGAAACAAUCUCGAACGCGCUCCCUGAUUGCCCCCAUGUUCAACCCGGAAGAGAAACCAAGAACGAGUGAUGUAACGACUGAGCUGUCGGACGACGAGGAGCUAAGGGAGCAGCUGGACAUGCACACUAUCAUUGUCUCGUGCCUCAGCGAGGAGCCCCUCUUUACUGCCGAGCAGGUCAUUGAGGAGAUAGAGGAAAUGAUGCAGGACUCUCCAGACACUGAGGCAGAGCCGAAGCCAUCUCAGUCCGAUCUCUCUAUGCUUUCCCUGGACAUCCAGUGCUCCGACGCCAGCCACAGCUAUGAGGAGAGGGUGAGGGCCCUGAGUGUUGCAGAGCUGAAUGAGUGCCUGGAGGAGACAGAGGCAGCCAUCAGAAAGUUCUCCGAGGAACUGAUACAGCAUCUGGCCCUCAGGGACGAGCUGGACUUUGAGAAAGAAGUGAAGAACAGCUUCAUUUCCGUGCUCAUUGAUGUCCAAAACCGACAGAAGGAGCUCCGGGAGCUGCUGAAGAAGAAGAAGAAGCUGAAGAGUGGAGGUGGGACCUCACAGGGAUGCGCGGAGAAGACGCAAGCACCUGGAUCAUAUUUGACCACGGUCAUCCCUUACGAGAAAAAAGGAGGCCCACCAUCUAUCGAGGACCUGCAGAUCCUGACUAAGAUCCUGCAGGCUAUGAAGGAUGACAGCGACAAGGUGCCCAGUCUCUUAACAGACUACAUUCUCAAAGUGCUUUGCCCAACGUAGAGCAGACGGAUGAUGCUCGACUCUCUGGCGAGACUUCAGGUAGCGGGGGCUGUUUUACCAUGGCAACAACUACCAAGAUGAAGAGGAUUCACUGUACUAUUUUUAUUUAUUUCUUCCAAACACAAGCAGACUUAAUUUAUUCCUGCAUGUUUUUUACCUCAUGGUGCUCCUUCGUUGUAUUCCACAUCUCAUUUGGUUCUACUUAAUUAUUCUGUGCGAGCAUGAGGAAUUCGCUAAACCUUGUGUAUGGACAAACCUGCUGUACUCUGCCGUCACCGUUUAUGUUGUAUCACUGUUUUUGUUUUUGU
Molecule: messenger RNA, 1488 nt
Organism: Lampris incognitus (smalleye Pacific opah)
Lineage: Eukaryota; Metazoa; Chordata; Actinopteri; Lampriformes; Lampridae
Gene: fez2a
Product: fasciculation and elongation protein zeta 2a
Exons: 8
Coding region: 89-1180 (363 amino acids)
Cellular component (GO): axon; cytoplasm
Source: RefSeq, a predicted model, not a curated record